This is a messenger RNA of Puntigrus tetrazona (Sumatra barb), 1465 nucleotides long. Its product is annotated as calpain-1 catalytic subunit-like. NCBI's taxonomy places the organism in Eukaryota, Metazoa, Chordata, Actinopteri, Cypriniformes, Cyprinidae. The record is from RefSeq and is a predicted model, not a curated record. The transcript is spliced from 11 exons. Gene Ontology annotation, biological process: proteolysis. The annotation marks the transcript as partial. Gene Ontology annotation, cellular component: cytoplasm. Gene Ontology annotation, molecular function: calcium-dependent cysteine-type endopeptidase activity.
AAAAUAGUGUCAGACCCUCAGCUCAUUGUACAGGGGGUGUCCAGGUUUGACUACUCCCAAGGAUCUUAUUUAGGAAACUGCUGGUUUCUAGCUUCGGUUGGGGCUUUAACAUUUCAGAAGGACAUCGUGGACCAGGUCAUGCCAGCUGACCAGUCAUUUGGUAAAGAUUAUGCAGGGAUAUUCCACUUCAGAUUCUGGCGGUUUGGGAAAUGGAUUGAUGUUGUCAUUGAUGACAGACUACCAACGGUCAAAGGAAAACUCAUUUUUGUUCAUUCAAAAACAUCUAAUGAGUUUUGGCCUGCCUUACUGGAGAAAGCUUAUGCCAAGGUGUGCGGCUCCUAUGCUGACAUGCAAGCUGGUUGUGUAUCGGAGGCUCUGCUGGACUUCACCGGUGGUGUCCACGUGUACUUCAAACUGAAUCAAACUUCUACUGAUUUGUGGAGCCUGAUGGACCGUGCGGUCAAUGCAAAGGCCCUUAUGGGCUGCAGCACUUCUCAUGGGGAUACCCCUGGAAACCCAAUAUUACCCAAUGGCAUUGUUCAAGGCCAUGCAUAUACAGUGACAGGGGUUUUCAAGCUAACAUCCCAAGGAGAGCCGGUGAGGCUGGUGAGAGUGUUGAACCCUUGGGGAAAAGGCGAGUGGAACGGUGCCUGGAGUGACAAGUCAUUAUUGUGGAACAACGUGAGUGAAAGUGACCAAUCCAACUGUCUUUCUUCGGCCAUUGAUGGGGAGUUCUGGAUGUCAAUGGAGGACUUCAUUGCAAACUUCAAGGAUAUUACUAUUUGCUGCCUCAGUCCUGAUUUUCUGAACAGUUCCUCUAAAUACAGCUGGACUUCCACAUGCUAUUAUAGCAGCUGGGAUGUUGGAACUACAGCUGGUGGCCGUCCCAGGAAUAAAGAGACUUUCUGGACAAACCCUCAGUUUCGAAUAAGGAUUGAGCAGCUUGAUGAGGAAUGUGCCAGUGGCCAGUGUCCUGAAAACAUUCUGGUGUCCCUCAUGCAGCUCCAUGAGAACAGAUACAGAAGUCUUGUUUCUAACUUCUCCAUUGGCUUCAGCGUUUAUCUGAUACCACCAGAGAUGAAAGAGGAGAAGUUCCCAGCCAAGUUCUUCUAUAAUAAACACCCUGUGGAAGCUACCGAAAAAUUUACCCAAGUGAGACUUGUGAUGAAAUUAUUCAAGCUUGAACCAGGAGAGUAUCUCAUUGUACCAUCCACUUUUAAUCCUAACGAGUCUGCAGAAUUCAUGCUGUCCAUCUCCACAAAGAGUGGGUCUCAUAAGAAGAAUUAAAAAUCUGUCAUGGCAUUGUAUAAAAUCAUUGUCAGGGAACAAUCAGUGGGACACCAGUUGAAUGGAAAGACACCAGUGCAUUGAUCUUGUAUUAGUUAUUUUAUUGUCUUGUCACAUUAUUGCAAAACGUUAGUGAAAAAACAUAAUAAAAAUAGACUUUUCCUGUGUUUUCGACAUA